GCUUUUGCACCCUGUAUUUAUUCGUUGCACACGUUUUGCUUCUCUUGAUCAUAGCUAUAAUGGAUGCGCAGCAAAAGCUUUUCUAUUCUGUUCUCUGCUACUUCCUAGUCUUGUUCCUUCUCUCAGGGCAACAAGUACUGGUGCAAGGACAUUUAACUUCUGAUUUUCAUCCCUCAAAGCUCUUUGUCUUCGGGGAUUCAUAUGCAGACACAGGCAACACCAACAAAUCUGAAUCCGCUUGGAAACAUCCGUAUGGCAUAACCUUUCCCGGUAAACCAUACGGUCGUUUUUCCGAUGGCCGUGUCCUAACUGAUUACAUUGCCAAGUUCAUAGGAGUCAAGUCUCCGAUUCAGUAUAGAUGGAGGAAAUAUGGGAUCUCACUAUUGAGAUAUGGAAUGAACUUUGCUUAUGGAGGAACGGGUAUAUUUGAUACUGUUGUGUACCCUGGCCCAAACAUGACCACCCAGAUCGAUUUCUUCCAACAUCUCAUAAAAAAAAAGGUGUUUACUGCUAGAGACCUGAAGUCCUCUGUGUGCCUUGUCAGUCUUGUGGGUAAUGACUACUUUACUUACAUUGCCAGGAAUGGAUCUGCACAGGGUUGGCAAUCAUUCAUUAUAGCAUUGAUCAACCAACUUGCUGUCAACUUGAAACGUAUUCAUGGCUUGGGAGUUCAAAAAAUAGCUGUGACAGGUUUACAGCCUUUGGGAUGUCUCCCUGCGAGAACAGCCACUUCCUCAUUUCUAAAAUGCAACGCAACUGAGAACUCUCUUGUGAGUUUCCACAACCUUUUGUUGCAGCAAGCGGUGGCAAAGUUGAACAACGAAACCAGUACUGGUCGCUCUUCUUUUGUUAUUCUUGAUCUUUAUGAUUCGUUCAUGUCAGUAUUGGAGAACAAAGGAAGUACAAAGUUUGAGAACCCGCUGAAGCCAUGCUGUUUUGGCAUAAGCAGUGAAUAUUCCUGUGGGAGUGUAGAUGCAAAUGGGGCUAAGAAAUACACAGUCUGUGAGGACCCCGAAUCAGCAUUCUUCUGGGACGCAAGUCAUCCUACGCAGCAGGGAUGGCGUGCUGUGUUUCCAGCUUUGCAAGCCACUCUUAAACAACUAUACCACUAGAGUCAUGACCUGCCUAUGCACAAAACAAAUGGACAAAAGUAUUCAUGUUGUGAUUUUAUAUUCAAAAUAGUAAUUUAUUUUAUACAAUUAAUUCAAGAUGAAUUCUACGUCUUUGUUUGUUUCUCCCAUGCAUGCGGGGAUAUAUGUAUACGUAUUUAUAGCCCCAGUACAUGAUGUUGUAUUAAUAAUGCAAUAAAAGAUUAUUUUAUAUAUGCA
This is a messenger RNA of Juglans regia (Persian walnut), 1328 nucleotides long. Its product is annotated as GDSL esterase/lipase At5g03610-like. The transcript has 5 exons. The record is from RefSeq and is a predicted model, not a curated record. NCBI's taxonomy places the organism in Eukaryota, Viridiplantae, Streptophyta, Magnoliopsida, Fagales, Juglandaceae. Gene Ontology annotation, molecular function: hydrolase activity, acting on ester bonds. Bases 60 to 1112 code for a protein of 350 amino acids.